GCGAGUCUAGCAGUGCACCCUCUGCCCGCCAACUGGAGGAACGAGUUGAUCACGUAGUCGCAAUGCUCGGUGACAUCAGUACCUUCGCUGCACCAGCCACCAUCAGCAAUCAGUUGGACACCUCGAAGACCGAGGUUCAGCAACUGCACCAGCUGCCUAAUAAGGAUGGCAACGUCGUGCAACACUACAAGAUGCCGACAUUCCAAAUCGAGAAGUUCGAUGAUUAUACGCAUCAAGACCCGGUCCUCUGGUGGGAGGGCUUUACAACGCAACUUCGGAUUCUGUUCGUCGCCAAGCACGCGUACAUCGACACGUUGUUCCUCAACUCAAAAGGCGGAUGCCAGAUCUGGUUAAGCCACCUGGCAACCGUCCACGGCGUCGACGUCGCAGAUCUGAAAGAUAAGAUCUCUUGGGAAGAGUUAACACGGCUAUGGAAGAAGCGGUUCAUCGUGGACGACGCCCCGAUGGUCGCCAUCAACCGCCUCUUCACUAUGACGCAAGGCAACACAUCGACACGUGACUGGCUCACGGAAUGGCAAAAGAUCGCGGUAACGCCCAAUCUUGACUUGCUAUUUUCGCAUCUGCGCCGCGAGUUCUACAAUCGGUCAUGUGCCGCCUCGAGCCUUGCACUUGGUGAUCGCAAGCAAUACGCGACCUUCGCCGAAAUCAUCGACAAGGCAAGGGAGAUCAUCAAGACCAGUAGGGCAUCUGCACAUGAGAAAUCAGCAUGGCAGCCAACCUAUGUGGAGAAGGUGAAAACUGGUCCGCGGCCGCAGCAUGUUGCUGCAGUCCAAUCGGACAACAUUGUGGAAGACCCGGCAGCCACCCAAUCGUCACGUGAGGGAGAUCAGGUGGCUGUUGUUCAACCGCGAAGCAACAACAAGUCUCGAGGAAAUGGGAAGGCGAAAACCGCAUCGCCGGCCGAAAACGAACAGCCAGCACCAUGGGUCAAGUUUCACUUGACCGAGGCGGAAUACAAGUGGUGCGGCCGCUACGGCUGCUGCUAUUGGUGCAACAGCACCAAGCACAAGACCUCCCAAUGCCCGGAUCAAGGCAAGGAGGAUGUUCGGCCUCUACCAACUCCGUUGAUGGACGGCAGAGUAGAGGUUGUCGACCUUCACGCCUACAUUGCGAAGAUCGACCGCGAGUUCAAGACACAACGGUACGACGACAUCGAUGCACCAUUGUUAUAUGUACGCAUUCAGAUCGGAAAGGCGACCUGCAGCGCUUUGAUCGAUUGCGGAGCAUCUCGCAACUACAUGAGCCAGAACUUUAUGGUACGCGCCGGCCUUGGCCCACGCGUCCGGAGGAAGUCCCAGUCUACGCAAGUCACGUUGGCUGACAGUCACACGCACAAGUCAAUCAACCGGUGCAUAGAUGACGUCACCGUGUACUUUGCCCCGCAUGCAAGCGAGGCGGUGUCCUUCGAUAUCUUGGACACCAAAUUCGACAUGAUCUUGGGCAUGUCAUGGCCGAGAAGCGAGGAUCACCCGGUGAACUUCUACCGCCGCUCCAUUCACGUUCGUGAUCGAGUACUAGUCCCAUGCACGGUGGCUCCUCCUCACCCUUCGAUCAGCUGCCACGUGGUGUCCGCCGCAAGCAUGCGAGCUUCCAUCAUCAGAGACGACAUCGAGGAGAUGGGGGUGUGUUUUCUCCACGCCCUCCCGCCCCAUGACGCUUCAUCGACGGACUCAUCUUCGGACCCACGCAUCACCGAACUUCUCGACGCCUACGGCGACGUGUUCGAAGGCCCGCACGGAGUAGUACCGGAUCGGCCCAUCCGCCACGAGAUCAUCCUCGAGGACGGGGCUGUACCUCCACGUGGUUGCAUCUACCGAAUGAGCGAGGAAGAGUUAAGUGUGCUACGGGCACAACUCGACGACCUUCUGAAGAAAGGCUGGAUUCGGCCUAGCUCAUCGCCAUACGGUGUUCCCGUUCUCUUCGUCCGGAAGAAGAACAAGGAUUUGCGGUUGUGCAUCGAUUAUCGCAAGCUCAACGCGCAAACGAUCAGAAACGUCGGCCCUCUUCCACGCAUCGACGACCUUCUAGAACGGCUGGGCGGCGCCAAGUUCUUCUCCAAGCUUGACCUCAAGUCGGGAUAUCACCAACUCGAGAUUCAGCAGGAGGACCUCUACAAGACCGCGUUUAAGACGCGAUAUGGGCAUUUCGAAUGGCUGGUUAUGCUAUUUGGCCUUACGAAUGCCCCGACCACUUUCCAAGCGGCUAUGACAACGAAGUUCCGACACAUGCUGGAUCGAUUCGUACUUAUCUACCUCGACGACAUCCUGGUGUACAGCCGGAGUUUGGACGAGCAUGUGGAACACCUGCGCACCGUUUUGGAGUGGCUACGACAAGCCAAGUACAAAGCCAACCGCGACAAAUGCGAAUUCGCGCGGCAGGAGCUGGAGUACUUGGGACAUUAUGAGUCCAGCACGAAGAUGAAACCAAGUUCGGCUCGGCAUCCACAGACGGACGGGCAAACGGAGCGGGCACAUCAAACCGCUCAAAUGAUGCUUCGUACGCUCAUCCGUCCGGACCAGAAAGAUUGGGUUGAUUGCCUCCCCGACAUCGAGUUCGCCUACAACACUUCGGUGCACAAGACGAUCGGCGUGUCUCCAUUUGAGUUGCACCACGGUGGACGGAAAGGCCGUAUCUUCGUCGACCUUCUCCUCCCACGACCAGCCGACAUCAACGCCGCUUGCUCUCCCGCUUCCGUCCGGAAGUACAGGGAAUUGCUGGAUCAAGCCCGUGCGAACAUGCAAAAGGCUCAAGUCCACAUGCAGCAGCAAGCCAACAGGCGUCGCGUGCCAUGUCCCAUCCGCGCCGGUGAUCUGGUUUGGGUCUCCGCGGAAGAGUUUGCACUAGAACAUGAUGUUUCACGCAAACUGCUUCCCAAGUGGUUUGGACCAUGGCCCGUAACAUCAGCCGCGGGCGAUGAGCCCGAUGGCCCUUCAUUUGUGAUCAACAUCCCCCCGCAUCUGAUGGUCCAUCCAGUCUUUCACGCCUCGAAGCUGGCAACAUAUACACCAGCUAAGAGCGACGACUCUCCGGGCCGACGAUCGCAGGACCCUCCAUCUAUGGAUGGACAUGAGGAAGUUGACCGCGUCAUCACGGAUCGCAAGGAAGGGCUUUUGCGACGAAAUAACAUUGUUUACAGUGCCUGCAUUGCAGCCGGCAUUCCGUUGGUGAUUACCAUGGGCGGUGGCUAUUCCAAUCCUAUUGAUUAUUCUGUGACAUCACAUGCAGAUGUGUAUAGAUCGGCAGCGUAUCGUUUUUUUCCUGCGGUUCAGGUUGCUUCACGCUCGUGAAUUAAGAUGACAAUAACAACGGCUAUUGACGAGAAUGGAUGGCAAGAAAGUUUAUAGACUGUUGUGAUGGCCAUAAUGCUGUUUCGACGAUGGCGCUGAGGAUAGCAACGGCAUCCUAAUGAAAUGGUGGUGACAUUGAUUGUUCAUGAUAGUAUGGAAAUGGUGGUUUGAGGCCUGCAAACAUUAUUCUUGGGCGCACCAUCAGAGUACGUAGAAUGGCGACAUGGGCUGAGAUCUUUACAAUAUGGAUACUGCUACUGCCAGCAUUGAAAUUAAGACCACAUUCCUGACGACCUCUUCGCCGACUCUCGACUUUUGUGUCAUCCUUGGGCAGGAGCCAUGAUAAUUUUUGACUGUAUUGUUCCAACGGUAAUGACCUUGUUACCCGUCCUCGGCGUCCUGUGACACGCUUGGUUACAGAUUUCACUUUCAUUUUGAGCUUAGUAGCAGCUUUCCUCAGAUUUCUUUUUUGGUUUAUCUUCAACAAAGCAAUAUGCUGGUU
Molecule: messenger RNA, 3810 nt
Organism: Chara braunii
Lineage: Eukaryota; Viridiplantae; Streptophyta; Charophyceae; Charales; Characeae
Source: the annotation of a GenBank genome assembly